Messenger RNA from Python bivittatus (Burmese python), 3870 nucleotides. It is a transcript of the gene TNFAIP2, whose product is annotated as TNF alpha induced protein 2. The record is from RefSeq and is a predicted model, not a curated record. Gene Ontology annotation, cellular component: exocyst. NCBI's taxonomy places the organism in Eukaryota, Metazoa, Chordata, Lepidosauria, Squamata, Pythonidae. Gene Ontology annotation, biological process: exocyst localization; exocytosis. Gene Ontology annotation, molecular function: SNARE binding.
UCCCAGGCCUCUUGGCUCAUCCCGGGCAAGGCGGGGUUUCCAGCCGCUUAUUCCCCCAGGAUGCGUGGGCUGGGGAGCAGGCGAGCCCUCGCCUCCCGCCUUCUUCCUGCUAUAUAGCCCUGAGUGCAACCUCCCCCCAAAGCAGAGUCCGUGCAUCAGCCCGCCGGUGGAGGGAGAUUGAAGUCAGGGCUGGCAAACGAACAGACACCGGUCAGAGAAGAAGAUGCUAAAAUCAAUGCCCUUUUUCUAUAGCAGUCCUCCAAAACCUGCUAAAGAUAUUGAAAGCAAGAAGGCAGCCAAGCCUUCGACAUCAUCUGAAUCAGAACCUGAUUCAGUGUCAAUUGAAUUAUCCUCUGAAGAAGCCCAUCCUAAAGACAACAUGAAAACUGAAAACCACAGGCUGACUCCCUCCCUUGAAUAUUUUCCUCAAUCACCUUUGGAAGUCACUGGAACAGACCAUGUUAAAGAAAAGCAUAAAAAAGGACUAAGGAAAAAAAUUGUUUAUUUAUUUGACAGAGGUGGGAAAAGCAAAGAAAAGAAACCUCAGAAGGAAAACUGUCAACUGGUUACAGCUGACCAAAUCAGAAAGCUGAUUAAGGACCAAAAUUUUUAUGAAGCCAGUCAACAUCUUCUUAUCAUGCAAACAGAAUCCAACAGCAAUCUGGAUAGCAGAAGCGAAGAAGAAACACUAGGCAAUCAGACUGAAAUUGAAGCUUUAUUUGAAGUUUUAAAGCAAGCGGUCCUCAGCAUCAUACAUUCAUCUAUCAGCAUAGCAUCAGCACAGCCAGAAUUACUGAAUAAUGCAGUGAGAACAGUAAUUAACCAGGUGGUGGAGGAGGAGAGAUCUCUGUAUUCCCAACCCAGAAAGUGGAAAGAGGAAUGGAGGAACACUAUCCAGAAAUCUGUAGAAGAACGAAUGAAAGGGCCUCCUUUGGUUGAUAACAAGGGCCUCUCUACCACUGCUAACAGUUUCUUGCAUAUGGGGAAGACUAUGAAGGAGGACAUGAUCACGGUGGUGCAGCAUAUUAAACAUCAUUAUCCUGAGCAUUUUCAGGUGUGCAACACUUACGCCAAGUUCUACCACCAUUGCUUCUCUUCUCAGAUGGAGAUGUUUGCUCAGUUUGAAUUGAACAAUCAAGACAUUUACCUUCUCCUCACCUGGGUGCAGAAUUUAUAUCCAAAGGAAAUAAAAAAUCACAGUGCUUUAGUCAAAGAGUUGGAUGAAGCUAGUCUUGGAAGCUUGUUGCCACUGAGAGAGAUCAAACAGCUUGAAUUGACUUAUUUGACGGAUGAAGUGGAUUCUGUUGAACGUUGGCUGGUCAAGUGUUUGGAAAUGGAAGUCAAGAGAUGGAUGCAAGGGACAGAACCAGAGAAAUUGGAUGGUUAUUUUCAUAGUGAAUUAUCAAUAGAUGCCAUUCAGACUAUCUAUGGAGCACAAAAGCGUGCUGAGGACAUCACUCCAGAGCUGGGCAACCAAAUGUCAGUCUUGCUUUUGACAAAACUCUUGACCUUUCUGCAAAGCUACAGGAAAGAACUGGAGAUGUUCAUUAAAGAAAAUAAACACAACCAAUAUUUUGAAGCGAUAAUAAUUGCAAACAUUAACAAUUGUGUGAGUUUCCGGACCCAUACAGAGAAAAGCACAGACUCAGCUGAGAGUGAUGUUAAAACAAAAAUCUUUUCUACGCUUAAUGAUCUUCAGAACAUUGGGUUUGAUGUGUUCCUUCACCGCUUGUUUCGAGAGUUACAGCCUCUUUUUAAAAAGUUUACUGAGAAGAAAUGGGCCUUCUGCACUGAUGUUAUGGAUGAAAUAAUUUCAGUCACGGAAGCCCGUACCUGUCUAUUCAAAAUGCUUAAAAAGCCUCAUCGCCAGGUUGUCAUGCAAAAAAUUCACCUCCAUCUAGUCCAAGAGUACAUUUUCAGGCUUAUGAAGAAGAAAGUCAGCUUCAGAUCUUCAGAACAGCAAAACCAAUUGUCUAAACUUGUCCGACGUAAUGCUUCCAUUUUGUACACAUUUUGCACAGAGAACGGGUCUAAUGCCACAUGGCUGAAGUCUGUUCUCCCAAGCCUGUCUGAAAUCAUCAGACUUCAAGAUCUAGAUGCUAUUAUGGUUGAAGUCAGUGUGCUUGCCACUAAAUAUCCUGAUUUCAGCAAGAGACAUCUGUCUGCCAUCUUGUACAUCAAGGGCAACCUAUCCAGUGCUGAGUUGAAAAGCAUUCUGAGUGUGCUAAACAUUCGGGGAACUGCCACACUGCCACCAUCAUCACUGUUUUCAAACAUCAGGGCACUAUAGAUUUGUGCCAGAAGCUUAACUGGGAUAAUUUCCAUUUAUGGAGAAGUUGUAUUUGAUAAAGUCCCACUGCCUGGCAGAGUUGUAUAACUCAAAAAUCAACCCUGGAAACAACAGUGAAGCUGGGAUAGAAUAUAACACAAUAUAUGUUCAUCUUGCAGAGUAUCCAGCAUUUCCUUGCUGCCUCAUUUUCCAGUAUAAAAACUGGGGGCCAGAUCUCCUCCAAACUACCUCAUUCAGGUGGUACAGAAUUUCUGCUAUUUGUUAAAGCAUUUGGCUGGAAAAACUCCAUGUUUUGCAUAUGAUUUCUCUGGGGGACAGAUGGAAUGAAGAGAACAAAGACCUCUGUGAAACUGGAGAGGAAACAGCAUGAAAAGAACACUUUAGAUAUAGUCUUAGUUAAGAAACAUCCAGCAAAAGCUCUCAGAAGCUGCUCCUUUGGGUAGAAAAUCCUUCUGGAUAUUAAACAAAUGACCAUAUGAAAAUCAAAUGUAAAUUGAUCUUUGCCUAUUAGCAUAUCUUUACCAAAAGCCAGUUUUAACUCAGCAGUUGAUUUAAAGCUACUGAGAUAAGAGCUGGUGUGGUGCAGCAUUACAGAACUGACCAGAGGCUGCAUUCAGAGUCCUACUUAGACAUAAAGUACAAUGGGUGACUUUCGGCCAUUCAUUCUCCCCUUCCCUAAGCUACCUCACAAGGUUGUGAGGAAAUAAAUGGAUGAUCGCACGUAUGGUGCUUUGAACAGCUGAGAGACAGUAUAUAAAUUUUAAUAAUAAUGUCUGUACACAAUACUUGUAAAUACAAGCAUGGUGCUGUAUAUAGUGUGCUUUAAUUUUAGCUCUGAUAUUAAGUGUUUUUCUAAUUAAGACAUUUCUAUGAAAAUAUGUUCUCUCAAAUGUGCAUUAAAAUGUAAUUAAUUAUUAUAACAUAGUUCCUCCCGUCUCCAGGACAUAUGCACAUACAAUCGUAGUAGUCAUACUGGGCCCCACAGGAAAGAACAUCCAUGUAGCUAUUGUAAGUUCUGUCAGAGGUCUCAUGGAUACUUCAUAUUCUGGAAUCAAGAGUGUAGGAGAAAAAAAAUUGAAUAUGAUAGAGUGAGAAUAAAAGUAUGGGCUUCCAAAAAGAGCAGCGUUUAGAUUUCCCAAAGAAUUUUUAUAUUUUGAAAGUUAUUUUCUAUAUCGUUGACUGUACUUUCUUUCCAAGGACAUAGCAGAUCAGAGAACAUUUUUGGAGCAUUUGUGCUUUCUCUUCUACCAAGUAAAACACCUUCCUCUGUUUAUCAUCUCAAAUCAAAAUUUUAAACCAAUAUUUUUAUCAAAACAUCCUAAAUUAAGAUCUUAUUUUUUUUAUUACAGUCCACACGAGUUUUAGCAUUCUCUAUUGACUUUAGUUGGCUUAAUUUUGCCUCACUCAGUGUAAUGCUAUGUGCAUUUCUAUGAACAUCAAAGUCUUCCCAAAACAUUACAAGACAAAAAUAAAAUUAAUGCACGAAUGUAUUUAUAAUCUCUGUGCAAUUUUGUAUAUGCACAUCAGACCUCUGGUGAAUGUCAAGGAAGGUUAGAUGCAACAAUAAAGGGAAAAAGGAA